This is a messenger RNA of Abrus precatorius (Indian licorice), 985 nucleotides long. RefSeq names its product cytochrome c1. Lineage: Eukaryota; Viridiplantae; Streptophyta; Magnoliopsida; Fabales; Fabaceae. The transcript has 2 exons. The record is from RefSeq and is a predicted model, not a curated record. Bases 75 to 632 code for a protein of 185 amino acids.
AUCAAAAGCUAAGUUUUCUAUAUCACUCUUAACUUUGCUUUAUUAGAAUCAGUUGCAUAUUUUUUGGUUUUCCAAUGGCCACAGUUGAGGUUGCAUCAGCAAAGAUUGCCCUCCCAGACGACACAACAGAGGCAUCAUUGAAGGCUGAAGAGGAGAAGACUAAAGAAGAAGUUGUUGAGACUCCAACACCAACAUCAGAACCUGGCUCUGACCAAACCAAUGAAGAAGCUAAAGCCCCAGAACCUGAAGCUUCUGAAGGUAAGCCAUCAAUUGAAGUUGAGACAAAAGAGGUGGUAGAAGAAGUUGUGUCUGAGACUGUCAAAGAAGAGCCAAAAGCUGAGAAGACAGAAGAGGAAACCAAGAAGGAAGAAGCCGAGCCAGAAGAAGUUGCUGAGGAAACAAAAGAAAAUGCUGAUCCUGUUGAGGUUCAGGCACCAGCAAGUGCAGAACCAGAAAAAGAAACCCAAAAAGAAGAUACUGCUAAAGAAGAGAAGGUAUCUGAGGCUGAAGCUAAGGAUACAGAAGGCUCAGGUGGAAAGAAAGAGGAGGAAGUCACAGCAGAAGCACAAGCUGAGAAGAGUGAUGAGGUGACAGUGACAGUGACAGACACUCCAACUGAGAAGACUGAGUGAAGAAUGUGAAGAGGAAAUGUGCAGUUUAUGUAACUGUUUGACAGGGUAUUUUCUCAGUUGCAUAUUGUCUUGUUGCUUCAUGUCUUUUCUUUGUUUAGUGGUCUAAUAAAAAUAGCUAGUACAUAGCUAAAUGGGAAAGAGAGAUGAGUGAUGACGACCCACUAAUCACAUGGAAUAUACAUGAGCUGUAUGUACUCUUUCUGUUUAUGUACUGUGAGCUCUAUGUGGAAAUUUGGGUGUGGGUCUCUUAGGUACUAGGUAUUAUCAAUGAAGUCUGUUGUUAUGGUCUUUGUACGAUUCUGCAUUGAGCAAUGCAGAAUAGCUUUCUUUGUUCAAAUAAAUAUGUAGAUUAU